CAUUCUCGCGUGUUUGCGUGGGAAGUGACGUCAUCGCGCACAUCCAGCGUCUGGCCGUAGCCGUGAGUGCCCUUCAUCCGUCUCCAUCCUGCCAGGUUUGACUCCCAAAAGCACGCAGAAAUGGCCCUGCUCAAGUCCAACAAAGUGUUCGUCUCUUUGGGAAACAUUACCCCGUCCCUCGGCGUGUUGUCCGCCCGCAACAGCUCAUGGUGGGGCGGAGUGCAGAUGGGUCCCCCUGAUCCUAUCUUGGGUGUGACCGAAGCCUUCAAGAAGGACAGCAACCCCAAGAAGAUGAACCUGGGGGUGGGAGCUUACAGGGAUGACCAGGGCAAGCCCUUUGUCCUCAGUUGUGUGCGCAAGGCAGAGGCUUUGAUUGCAGCAAAACAGCUGGAUAAGGAAUAUCUUCCCAUUGGGGGGUUGGGAGAUUUCACGAAGGCUUGCGCCCAGCUUGCUCUCGGAGCUGAUAAUGAGGUCCUGAAGAGUGGCAGGAACAUUACUGUCCAGACCAUCUCAGGAACUGGAUCUCUUCGCAUUGGAGCCAACUUUUUGUCUCGGUUCCACGGAGGACCUCGUGAUGUGUAUCUGCCCAAGCCCUCCUGGGGUAACCACACACCCAUCUUCAGGGAUGCUGGCAUGCAGCUCAAAGCGUACCGCUACUACGACCCCUCCACAUGUGGCUUUGAUUUUAAGGGUGCGCUGGAGGACAUCUCUAAAAUCCCAGAGCAGAGUGUGAUCUUGUUGCAUGCUUGUGCCCACAACCCCACCGGUGUUGACCCCAGGCCUGAGCAGUGGAAGGAGAUCGCUGACAUCGUGAAGAAGCGUAACUUGCUGGUGUUCUUCGACAUGGCGUACCAGGGCUUCGCGAGCGGAGACAUCGAUCGUGACGCCUGGGCUGUGCGCUACUUCGUCGAGCAGGGCCACAACAUUGUUCUGUCCCAGUCUUAUGCUAAGAACAUGGGUCUCUACGGUGAGCGUGUGGGAGGCUUCACUGUGGUGUGUAAAGACAGCGAGGAGGCCAAGAGGGUGGAGUCCCAACUGAAGAUUCUCAUCAGGCCCAUUUACUCCAACCCGCCAAUGAAUGGAGCAAGAAUCGCUACGACUAUUCUCAACACGCCAGAUCUGCGUGCACUUUGGCUGGAGGAGGUCCACGGGAUGGCCAAUCGCAUCAUCAGGAUGAGAGAGCAGCUGGCGGCCGGGCUGAAAAAGAACGGCUCCACCCACAACUGGCAGCACGUCACCGACCAGAUCGGCAUGUUCUGCUUCACGGGCCUCAAACCGGAACAGGUUGAACGCAUAACGAAAGAAUUUUCCGUGUACAUGACCAAGGAUGGCAGAAUCUCCAUGGCCGGCGUGUCCUCCGGGAACGUGGAAUACCUGGCGGAGGCGAUCCACGCCGUCUCAAAGUAGAGCGGAUCCCGCCGAGGGAGACUAACAUCACCCGAGCGGCGAGGUGGAAGAGAUUUGACACGUCGCCCGCUCUCCUCCUUUCAUUUCUUAUACACAGUUGCAUUUUCUUGGACUUCAUCAGCCUACUGUCCAACUUGUUGCUGUUGAAUGGUUUACUUUUUGUUUUGUUUUGUUUUUUUCUCCAAAAAGCACGUCAUUAAAUAACGGAUUCCCCUGCGAAAUUGUUCAUGGUGUUCACUUUGAGCUGACUGAGAAAUAUACUGUCAUCUUUUUUUUUAUUUAUUGCUCGGAACAAACCUGGCGACUGUUCUUCUGCUUUUGACUCACUCAAUUUAAACCGUUAGGGUUCAUAUUUAGAUGGUAGUUUCAAGUACAAGUGAAGAUUUGUGGAAGCAUGUGAAAUUGUCUCUUGCCCCCCACCCUCCCCCGCACUUUAUUAUUUUAUUCAAAGGAAAGCACUGGGACUUUUGGGAUUAUGCUGGGACUCUUUUGUCAGCGGUUUAAAAAAAAAAAAGUCUGCUUGUCACACUUUUCAGUCUUAUGUCGUACUUUUCACUCAUCAAAAAUUAACUUUGCAAAGCAGCAGUUUCUCAGUCAGUCGUGUCAUUUUAUCCAUUAAAACAAAGAGUCGCGGAAGACAAACAAUGACUUAUUGAGAUCUGUAAGGAAGUGGGCGGUGAUGAGUUUCACCGCAGAGAUGCUGUAUUUCAUUCAUAUAUAUUUUUUUUUUAGAUUUUGAUCAUAGUUUUGCAUUCAAUAUUGGUACGGUACAGAUGUCUGAGUGUGGGGGCGUUAAGAGGCAAAGUGUCUGUAAGAUGUGAGCAUUGAGGGCAUUUGAAUGUGAAAUGCGACCAUUUGCCUCUACUCUGCAUAUACGAUAUUGGUCAUUGCAUUAUGGAACUAUAAUAAAUCAUUUAAGAGUA
Molecule: messenger RNA, 2330 nt
Organism: Syngnathoides biaculeatus (alligator pipefish)
Lineage: Eukaryota; Metazoa; Chordata; Actinopteri; Syngnathiformes; Syngnathidae
Product: aspartate aminotransferase, mitochondrial
Exons: 10
Coding region: 121-1407 (428 amino acids)
Biological process (GO): L-aspartate catabolic process; biosynthetic process
Cellular component (GO): mitochondrion
Molecular function (GO): L-aspartate:2-oxoglutarate transaminase activity; pyridoxal phosphate binding
Source: RefSeq, a predicted model, not a curated record